Molecule: messenger RNA, 2409 nt
Organism: Stylonychia lemnae
Lineage: Eukaryota; Ciliophora; Spirotrichea; Sporadotrichida; Oxytrichidae
Source: the annotation of a GenBank genome assembly
AUGAACUCACUUAAAAGAUUAUUCAGUUUCCUUUAGAAACCAUAAUAAGCUAGUCCAGAUGAUAGCGAAGAUGAUAUCUUAGAUUCACCAUGUCAGUAAAGAUUUUAAGAUGAGGAAGAUGAUCAUCAGAAUUACUAAAGACCAGAGGUUUAAGCCAGGAAUUAAACAAGAGAAAGAGUGAUAUAUGCAACUUUUGACCAGGAAAUCGAUGAUGAGGAAAUGGAAAAGAUUCUAUAGCAGGAUGAUGCUCUUUUGUAUGUCAAGAGGUAAAAAUUAGAUAAUUAGAAGUAGCUGACUGAUCCAUCGAUUGAAAGCAGAUCAAAUCACCAUUAAAUCUAAAGACCAAAAAGUGAAUUGAUAAAGGCCACUAUUAGUAAUCCUAGUAAUACAACUAACUUGAACUAAUAACCUAAAAGUAUUCUGAAAAAGUCACUGAUAAGCAGUAGUAAGUAGGUAUUAUAACCAUUAAGCUCAACCUUAAAUGAGAAUAAUACUAAGAAAAAUGUUGUUGUCUUCUCAGAAGUUUCCUUGAAAGAUAAAUAAAUUCUAAACAAAAGAGAAGAAAAAACCAAAAGAAAAUAAGAAUAUCCCGAAUUAAUCUCUAGUAAUAAAAAAUAAAUUGACCAGAGUGGGAUGAUGCUUGAUAAAAGCAUUAUUAAGCCAGGAGAAAUGAUUUAGAUAUAAAACUUAGAAUCGAUGAGGAGGCAGCUUGAGCGAAGUGACUUAGAACUCAACAAAGAGACUCAAGUUACAAUAAUCGACACCAGUAAUACAUCGAAAACCUAAUUGAAUUAAAAUGAUUCCAACUUAAUUGAUUAAAACGAUUAAGACUAGCCAAAGCUAUCUGAACUUACUUAUGAGUAACACAUGCUUAUGGAAUAAAAAGUCAAAGAUUUCUAGAUGAUGCAGAAAUAUGUGAUAAUUGGUUGCAGAGUUGCUUCAUGUGGCCAUACUUUCUGUAACAUUUGCCUCACUGAGUGCUUGAUUAGAAGAAAGACCUGUCCUGAGUGUAGAUAGGAGAUCAGAUCGUUCAAGAUCACACCCAAUCGAUUGAUUGAUUAUUCAGUCAAGACUAUGAUGCAUUGCAAAAAGAUUGAUAAUUAAAUUGAGGAUCAUAACAGAUUUAGAGAUCGGGUGAAAAACUAUUAGGCUUGGAAAGAUAAGCAUGUACUUAGCUAUGAUCUCAAAGCAGGGGAUAAAAUUGAUGUCAGAGACACCUAGUAUAUUUGGUGUGUAGCACUCAUUCAACUCAAGAUACAAACCCCAGAUCGUCCACCCAUAUAUUUCAUCCAUUAUGAAGGAUGGCACAAGAAGUAUGAUGAAUAUAUUGUAUCAAAUUCAAGCAGAUUAGCUCCAUUAGGAAUAUAUACUGCUAGAGCCGACAUCCCCAGAUACUAUUAGUGUCCAAGGACAAACUAAAUGUAUGGGCAAGUCUUAGAGAAUGAGGCUCAGCUUUAAUAGUUCAGGUAGUAAUAGCAGCAGAGAUUUUAAAAUUAACUUUUAUUGUAACAAUAAGAAGAAUAAGAAUAAGACGAAGAUGCUGACGCUGAUGAGGAAUUUGCAGAGGAUCAAGAUGAAGAGCCAGAAGGUUAGGCUAAUGAGGAGUAGUUAGAAAUAAUAGUUGAAGGCCAGGAAGGGCAAAGAGUGGCACCAGUUGGAAAUGCUAACAUCCUGAUUCAAGACUAGGCCUUAAAUAAUCAGGAACCAGUACCAGUUUUAAACUAAGAUUUACAAGAAGUACUCCAACCUGUUGAGGAUCAUCAAUAGAAUAGUAAUAAUAGGGACAACGCACAACAGUUAAACCAGAUCAACAACCAGUCUGCUGAGCUAAUGAACUAGAAUAACGAAAUGCAAAUCAGAAUAAAUUUAGUAAGUGCUUUGAGCCAAAGUUAGCAUUAGCAGUUACCCUAAAACCUCUAGCUUCAAAACCAACAAGCAAAUUCUAAUAGUAGUAGCUAGCAAGUCUAAAGCUCAUCUGAGUAUUCAAUGAUGUCAAUCUCUGAGAUAAGAGAAAUGAUCAGACGAAUGGACGAGGAUCUUGUGAAUAUGCAGCAGGAGCAUUCUCAGAAUGAGAUUAGACUAGCAUUUUAGCCUUCGAUUUUUAACUCAAGCAUGCUGAUGAGAAACCCUCCUCCUUUAGAAAGAGAAACAUCAUACUUGAGUUAACUAUAAAGAUAGCUUCACUCGAUAAGAUAGAGGAGACAAUAACUGCAAAUGGAAAUGAUCAAUUAAAGUGUUGCGAGGGAUGGAUAGGAGGAAUUAUAGAAUGCUGGGUCUUAAUAGUAAAUAUAGUAGCAAUAAUAGUAACUAAUUUAAAUUCAAAGUCAAUAGCUAAAUAAUGGAGAACCUAUUAAUAAUAAUGGAAGUUCUAACAGUGUAAUCAAUAGUGGUAAUAAUAACAGUAAUUGA